Messenger RNA from Penicillium daleae, 1224 nucleotides. RefSeq names its product ubiquitin C-terminal hydrolase 37. Bases 1 to 1224 code for a protein of 407 amino acids. Gene Ontology annotation, molecular function: cysteine-type deubiquitinase activity. Gene Ontology annotation, biological process: ubiquitin-dependent protein catabolic process; protein deubiquitination. Gene Ontology annotation, cellular component: cytoplasm. The record is from RefSeq and is a predicted model, not a curated record. The transcript is spliced from 6 exons. Lineage: Eukaryota; Fungi; Ascomycota; Eurotiomycetes; Eurotiales; Aspergillaceae.
AUGGGUCCUCGCAACAAGCGACGGCGACUUACAGACCCGCUAGAUGAGCAGAAUGCCUCAGAUAUUUACAAGCCAGCGAGUGAGCUGGAAAAGAACAACUGGAAUGGAUUCUGUGAGAUCGAAUCAGAGCCGGCUCUGUUCAAUGUAAUGCUCCGUGAAUUCGGAGUGAGAGGUGUCAAGGUCCAGGAGGUAGUUUCCUUGGACGAAGAAAUGAUGGCCUUCCUCGACAAACCUAUUUACGGUCUGAUCUUCCUCUUCCGCUGGCGGGAGGAUGACGCCGACAAGCAGGAAACGACCUGCCCAGAUGGGAUAUGGUUCGCAAACCAAACUGCUAGCAAUGCUUGCGCUAGUGUAGCUCUGCUAAACAUUGUGAACAAUAUCCCUGGCAUAGACCUCGGGGAGAACUUGCGCCAUUUCAAAGAGUUCACAAUGCCCUUUACGCCAGCUUUACGGGGAGAUGCCAUCAACAACUUCGAGUUUGUGAAGCGGGUACAUAACUCCUUCGCCCGCAAGAUGGAUAUUCUCAACUCCGAUCUCCAACUCCAGUUGGAAUCAAAAACACGUAAAAAGUCCUCUCAAAACCAAGAUGAGGUUGAGGAUGACUCGUCGUUUCAUUUCAUUGCCUUCAUGCCGGUCAUGGGCCAAGUCUGGAAGUUUGACGGUCUAGAGCGGCAGCCCCAGUCCAUCGGUGAAUGUUCCGAAGACGACUGGCUAGACCUAGUCCGCCCGAACCUCCUAGAUCGGAUGGCGGCCUACGAAGAAGACCAAAUCGAGUUUUCGAUCCUCGGACUAGUUCAAGAUCCUCUCCCGGGCCUCGUUCGAGAGCUCGCGGUCAACGUAAGAAGCCUGGAGAUGGUUCAUCAGCGCCUCCUGUCAGACGGUGAUGCCGCUGCAGCCGCCACCACCACCAUCACCGAUUUCGAAGGAACGGUGAUCGGCCCAGAGCCGUCCCUUGCAUUGACCCGCGGGGCGAUUGAUGCGGCCGAGAUCCCAGCGGCCACGCUGAAAGAAUACCAGAGCUGUCCGCCCAGUCAGCUACACCAGCAUCGGCAGACGCUCAGCCAGGCACAGGGGGAGCUGCGGUCCCGAGUCCGCGAAGAGCAGCAGUCGCAACGUGCAGACGACGACUAUGCGACCUGGCGGCGGUAUGACUACGGACCAGCGGUACGAACGUGGUUGAAAUUCCUGGCCCGCAAGCAGGUGCUGGCCGAGUUGAUGCAAUAG